GCAUGUUAGUUCGGAAGGCUCAGGAAAAGAAGCGCGCAAGGCCAACCUUCUCUGCGUGUAGAGAGAGAGAGAGAGAGAAAGCUCUCUCUCUCAUGGCCAUUUUAGGUCACCUCAAACCUAGCAUUCUGCCGUCUCUCAGUAAUGGCGCUUCUGCAUUUCCAGGAUGUAAGCAUUUUGUUAGUUAUGGUUUGAAUUCAUUCAUUCAAGUCUCCCCAAGAACUUUUCUAUAUGGAAAGAAUGAUGUGAGGACAUCACAGGAAGUGUUAUCUGCCACAACAAAUAAAUCAGCAUCGACAGAUGUUGUGAAAGAAAAAGACCUGGACAAAACGUCUGAGGAGCUCUACAUGAGUGGAAAUGCCAUUAGGCAACGAUUUCUUGAAUUCUAUGCCUCUCGUGGUCAUAAGGUUCUUCCAAGUGCAUCCCUUGUGCCAGACGAUCCUACAGUCCUCCUAACAAUUGCUGGAAUGCUUCAAUUCAAGCCCAUAUUUCUUGGACGAGCAUCUAGGCAAGUUGCUCGUGCUACAACAGCACAAAGGUGCAUACGCACAAAUGAUGUGGAAAAUGUUGGCCGAACAUCACGGCAUCACACCUUUUUUGAGAUGCUUGGCAACUUCAGCUUUGGGGAUUAUUUCAAGAGGGAGGCAAUUCAUUGGGCUUGGGAACUCUCUGUAAAGGAGUUCAUGUUGCCUGCGGAGAGAUUAUGGAUUAGUGUCUUCAAGGAAGAUGACGAGGCCUUUAAUAUAUGGCAUGAUGAGGUUGGUGUUCCCAAGGAACGGAUAAAAAGGAUGGGAGAAGACGAUAAUUUCUGGACGAGUGGUCCUACUGGUCCGUGUGGCCCAUGUUCUGAGAUCUACUAUGAUUUCUAUCCGGAGAGAGGAUAUGCAAAUGCAGAUUUGGGAGAUGAUAGCAGGUUCAUAGAGUUCUAUAAUCUUGUCUUCAUGGAGUUUAACAAGACCGAGGCUGGAACCCUUGAACCCUUGCUACAAAAGAACAUAGAUACUGGCUUGGGUUUAGAAAGAAUGGCUCGGAUUCUUCAAAAGGUGCCAAACAACUACGAGACUGACUUGAUCUAUCCAAUCAUAGAGAGGGCCUCAGAGUUGGCAAAUAUCUCAUAUAUGGAGUCUGAUGAUCGUACCAAGAGCCAUCUUAAAGUUAUCGGAGACCAUAUGCGUGCAGUGGUUUUCCUCAUCUCAGAUGGAGUUCUUCCUUCAAAUAUUGGUAGAGGUUAUGUAGUUAGAAGGCUCAUCAGAAGAGCUGUUCGAACCGGUAGAUUACUUGGUAUUAGAGGUGAUGGGAAGGGAAACAUGGAAGGUGCUUUUCUGCCUGUAAUUGCAGAGAUUGCCAUUCAAUUAGCCACUGAUAUAGAUCCUUAUGUAUCGGAAAGAUCGACUUGUAUUCUUGAGGAAAUCGUAAGGGAAGAACAACGUUUUGUGCAGACGCUGGAGAGAGGAGAAAAGCUUCUAGAUCAGCUGCUAAGAAUUGCUUUAAGCAGUGCCAAUGAGAACGGAAACCGCAGGGCUUGUUUAUCAGGAAAGGAUUUAUUUCUCUUAUAUGAUACAUAUGGUUUUCCUGUAGAAAUAACUGCUGAGGCUGCUGAAGAAUGUGGAGUGAGUAUUGAUAUGGAAGGUUUUGAACUUGAAAUGGAAAACCAGAGGCGUCAGUCUCAGGCUGCUCACAACGUUGUUAAACUUUCUGUUGGAAAUAUUGUAGCAGAUGACAGCAAAGGCAUCCAACAUACUGAAUUUUUAGGGUAUGAAACACUGCAUGCCUUGGCAACUGUUGAAGGCCUUAUGCUUAAUGGUAAUCCAGUAGUAGAGGUUUCUGAAGGAAAUGAAGUGGACAUCCUCCUUGACAGGACGCCAUUUUAUGCUGAAUCAGGUGGUCAAGUAGCGGACCAUGGCUUUCUGUAUGUACCAGUCAGCGAGGACGACAGAGGAAAAGGUACUGUGGAGAUCAAAGAUGUUCAAAAGUCUCCCGGGAAUGUCUUUAUCCAUAAAGGUGUUAUUAAGGAUGGAACUGUGAAAGUUGGUAGUAAAGUGGAUGCGACAGUUGAUUCAUCUUUGAGACAGCGGGCCAAGGUUCACCAUACAGCUACACAUUUGCUACAAGCUGCUUUGAAGAACGUUAUAGGACCAGAUACAUCACAAGCAGGAUCGUUAGUUGAUUUUGAUCGACUUCGGUUUGACUUCAACUUCCACCGGCCACUCUCUGAUCAUGAGAUCAUGGAAGUUGAAGUACUUGUCAAUAGAUGGAUUGGGGAUGCGGCACAUCUCCAGACAAAAGUGAUGGCUCUUCAAGAUGCAAAAAAUGCUGGCGCUAUUGCAAUGUUUGGAGAGAAAUAUGAGGAUCAGGUACGAGUUGUGGCGGUUCCUGGUAUUUCGAUGGAACUAUGUGGUGGCACUCAUGUUAGCAAUACUUCUGAGAUACGUGGUUUCAAAGUAAUAGCAGAACAAGGAAUCGCAUCUGGAAUCAGGCGAAUUGAAGCAGUUGCUGGUGAAGCUUUUAUUGAUUAUGUCAAUGUCAGGGAUAAUCUUAUGAGGAAUCUUUGCACCAUUCUCAAGGUUAAAGCCGAAGAUGUACCAAAAAGGGUGCAAAGCCUCAUGGAAGAGCUGAGAGCAGCAAGAGGAGAAGUUUCAACACUUCAUGCACAGAUUGCAACAUACAAGGCUUCUGCAAUUGCAAGUAGAGUGUCCUCCAUAGGAAGUUCAAAAAUCAGACUUCUCGUCGAAUAUGUGGAUGAUCUCGAUAAUGAUUCCCUAAAAACUGCUGCGGAGUAUCUCAUUAAUACAUUGAGGGACCCAGCUGCAAUUGUAUUGGGAUCAUUUGCAGGGGAAGGGAAGGUGAGCUUGGUUGCAGCUUUCAGUCCUCAAGUAGUGAGUCGCGGGAUUGAAGCGGGUAAGUUUAUUGGAAACAUUGCAAAAAUGUGUGGUGGAGGAGGAGGGGGCUCACCUUCUUUUGCACAGGCUGGAGGAAGGAAGCCCGAGAACUUAAAAGAAGCUUUGGAGAAAGCAAGAACUGAACUUAUUGAAGCUUUAUCUACAAACGCAAGCUGAAAAGCAAAAUCUGAACUUAGUGAAGCUAUCAAAAUGUACUUGAAGUUCAUCAAAAUCUAUCUGUUCCAUCGAUAAAUUAUUGAGCCUUUAGGGAGCGUUGUGGCAUGUGCCAAAGCUCCUAGAAAACAAGAUGGUUGGCAUUAAUUAGUGCAGAAACACAUGUAUUUAUGUAACUAAGGUUUCUGCGGACUUGUAUAUAAAAAUGACUAUUGUCGCUUUCAACAGGAGAUUAUUUGGGGGAUCACCACGUCAA
Messenger RNA from Amborella trichopoda, 3306 nucleotides. Its product is annotated as Alanyl-tRNA synthetase, class IIc. Lineage: Eukaryota; Viridiplantae; Streptophyta; Magnoliopsida; Amborellales; Amborellaceae. Gene Ontology annotation, cellular component: cytosol; chloroplast; cytoplasm. Gene Ontology annotation, biological process: alanyl-tRNA aminoacylation. Gene Ontology annotation, molecular function: ATP binding; alanine-tRNA ligase activity; nucleic acid binding. The record is from RefSeq and is a predicted model, not a curated record.